UAGAGAAAGUAAUAAAAUGGGCCUGUUGAGAACCGUGAUAAUUAUUUUGGCCCUUAUUGCCUUGUGUCAGGCGCAACAUGUUAAGAAAUACAAGAAGAAGCAUCACCACCAUGGAUUACAUCACCUCCACUUCUUGUCCUACCUAACAUUCCUGGCGGUUAAACUGAAAAUUGUGUUCUUUUUGGGGACAAUAUUCACUAUAAGCCUGGUGGCCGCCAAAAUUAUCGGUAUUAUCAAAUUGACCGAAUACAUGAAACAUCAACACCAUCUCCACGAAGAGAAAAUCGUGUACUCAAACCCUUAUGAACACCAUCACGAUUUUGGGGGUUACCCCGGGCCUUCGGAUUAUAUUAGCAGUAAAGCCUAUGGAUCUUACCCCCCAGAUUUUUCAGCUGAUCAUCCCCCAGUAGACUACCACGAUACAGAGCCGUACGGAGGAGGUCCUGCCCCUAGUUCAGGCAGGAGCAGUACCGGGUUUUAUGGAGAAUUCAUGGGCAUUGCAAAGCGACUCAGACAGAUGAACAUCACUGAUAUGGCUUUUAAAGAGAUGGGCAUUCCGGAGGAGGAAUGCAGAAGGAAGUUCGUCUGCAAGGCGGAUUUAAAUGCGGCUAAAGAUGUCGUGCUUCGCAUCGGAUUCGAUAUACUCAGGGAUGAUUCUUAUGGAAAAUAUAAAGCGCAAGCUCCGGUAAGGUCUGAAGACGACUGUAAUUCCUUGUAUCCUAAGUGUGCCACUUAAAAGACUGCUUUUGUUAUGUUAUUUAUAAAUUAUUUAUUUAUUUUAGUAAAUAAAAAAUUGUGUCCUAA
Messenger RNA from Anthonomus grandis grandis, 804 nucleotides. RefSeq lists its product as uncharacterized. NCBI's taxonomy places the organism in Eukaryota, Metazoa, Arthropoda, Insecta, Coleoptera, Curculionidae. The record is from RefSeq and is a predicted model, not a curated record. Bases 17 to 736 code for a protein of 239 amino acids. The transcript is spliced from 6 exons.